Molecule: messenger RNA, 9399 nt
Organism: Lucilia sericata (common green bottle fly)
Lineage: Eukaryota; Metazoa; Arthropoda; Insecta; Diptera; Calliphoridae
Product: mucin-22-like
Exons: 3
Coding region: 1-9399 (3132 amino acids)
Source: RefSeq, a predicted model, not a curated record
AUGGAUUAUUAUCAAACUCCUGUUUGUGCCUUUUACAAAGGAUAUUAUAAAACGUUUGCCAGUGUACAAGCCUUAAUGUUGGAAAUACGCCAUACUGGACAAUAUUGGUGUUUAAUAAAACUAGCGCACUGUAAGACAAUUUUCGAUAAGUGUACAGAUGAAAAAAUACCCAUAUGCGCUUACUCCGAAGAUUUAGAUCAAUUUCGCACAUUUACCAAUGAAUGUCAAAUGAACAAAGAAAUACAUAAUACGGGUGUCAUUUGGAUAGCUACAUUUCCUUUUGCCUGCCCGCCAAUCGACAGCGGAUCAUUGACAACAACAACAGAUGUAACAGACACAACCACUGGUAUUGAUAGCACAACUGGUAUAGGAGAAGAAACAUCUACUACUGAAGAAGUAGAUACAACCACUGGUACAAGUGGAAUAACUGGCACAGAAAAAGAAACUUCAACCACCGAAAAACUAGACUCUACCACUGCCGCAACAACAGGUACUGAAGAGGAAACUACAACCACCGAAGCGGCAGAAACAACCACUGGUGGAACCACUGGUACAGAAGAAGAAACUUCAACCACCGAAGGGGUAGAUACUACUACAGGUGGAACAACUAGUACAGAUGAAGAAACAUCUACCACCGAAUUAGAAACAACUACAGGAAUUAAAGAUGUAACAGGCACAUUAGAACCGACAUCAACAACUGAAGAUGUGGCAACGUCUACCACUGAAAGUGUAGAAACAAGCACUGGUACUGAUGAAACAACUACAACAGAAAAAGAAGCCUCAACCACAGAUGGAGACGACACUACAACUGUAGGAGUAACUAGUACUGACGAAGAAACUUCAACCACCGAAGAAGUAGACACUACAACUGCUGUUGAUGAAGAAACUUCAACUAACGAAGGAGUCGACACAACUACUGGCACUGAUGAAACAACAGUUUCACAAGAAGAAACUACAACCACUGGUGGAACAACUGAUACACAAGAACAAACCUCAACUACCGAAGGAAUAGACACUACCACUGUCGGAACAACUGGUGCAGAAGAAGAAAUUUCAACCACCGAAGGAGUAGACACUACAACUGGCGGAACCACUAGUACAGAUGAAGAAACUUCAACCACCGAAGGAGUAGACACUUCCACCGUUGCAACAAAUGGUUCAGACGAAGAAACUUCAACCACCGAAUUAGAAACAACUACAGGAAUUAAAGAUGUAACAGAGACAUUAGAACCGACAUCAACAACUGAAGAUGUGGCAACGUCUACCACUGACAGUGUAGAAACAAGCACUGACACUGAUGAAACAACUACAACAGAAAAAGAAGCCUCAACCACAGAAAGAGACGUCACUACAACUGUAGGACUAACUAGUACUGACGAAGAAACUUCAACCACCGAAGAAGUAGACACUACAACUGCUGUUGAUAAAGAAACUUCAACUAACGAAGGAGUCGACACAACUACUGGCACUGAUGAAACAGCAGGUUCACAAGAAGAAACUACAACCACUGGUGGAACAACUGAUACACAAGAACAAACCUCAACUACCGAAGGAAUAGACACUACCACUGUCGUAACAACUGGUGCAAAAGAAGAAAUUUCAACCACCGAAGGAGUAGACACUACAACUGGUGGAACCACUAGUACAGAUGAAGAAACUUCAACUACCGAAGGAGUAGACACUUCCACCGUUGCAACAAAUGGUUCAGACGAAGAAACAUCAACCACCGAAUUAGAAACAACUACAGGAAUUAAAGAUGUAACAGGCACAUUAGAACCGACAUCAACAACUGAAGAUGUGGCAACGUCUACCACUGACAGUGUAGAAACCAGCACUGAUACUGAUGAAACAACUACAACAGAAAAAGAAGCUUCAACCACAGAAAGAGAUGUCACUACAACUGUAGCAGUAACUAGUACUGACGAAGAAACUUCAACCACCGAAGAAGUAGACACUACAACUGCUGUUGAUGAAGAAACUUCAACUAACGAAGGAGUCGACACAACUACUGGCACUGAUGAAACAGCAGGUUCACAAGAAGAAACUACAACCACUGGUGGAACAACUGAUACACAAGAACAAACCUCAACUACCGAAGGAAUAGACAAUACCACUGUCGGAACAACUGGUGCAGAAGAAGAAAUUUCAACCACCGAAGGAGUAGACACUACAACUGGCGGAACCACUAGUACAGAUGAAGAAACUUCAACCACUGAAGGAGUAGACACUUCCACCGUUGCAACAAAUGGUUCAGAUGAAGAAACAUCAACCACCGAAUUAGAAACAACUACAGGAAUUAAAGAUGUAACAGGCACAUUAGAACCGACAUCAACAACUCAAGAUGUGACAAUGUCUACCACUGACAGUGUAGAUACAAGCACUGGAACUGAUGAAACAACUAGUACAGAAGAAGAAGGAACGGACAGUACAACUGUAGGAAUAACUGAAGAAGAAACAUCAAGCACCGAAGAAGUAGACACUACCACUGCUGAAACAACUGAUACAGAAGAAGAAACAUCAACAACCGAAGAAGUAGAAACAACCACAGAUGGAAUAACUGGUACAGAUGAAGAAAUUUCAACCACCAUAGUAGUAGACACUACAACUAGCGGAACAACUGGUACAGACGAAGAAACCUCAUCCACCGAAGAAGUAGAAACAACCACUGGCCGAACAACUGGUACAGAAGAAGGAACUUCAACCAACGAAGAAGUAGAUACUACCACUGUAGAAACAACUGCCGCCGUUGAAGAAUCAUCUACCACUGAAGGAAUAGACACAACCACUGCUGCUGGUGAAACAACUGACACAGAUGAUGAAACAACUGAAGAUAUAGACACUACAACUACAGGAAUAACUGGUACCGAAGAAGAAACUUCAACCACCGAAGGGGUAGAACCUGCUACUGGUGGAACAACUGGUGCGGAAGAAGAAACUUCAACCACCGAAGGGGUAGAACCUGCUACUGGUGGAACAACUGGUGCGGAAGAAGAAACUUCAACUACCGAAGAAGUAGACACUACAACUGGCGGAACAACCGCCACUGAUGAAGACUCUUCAACAGAUACAACGACUGCCGCUGGUGAAACAACUGGCACAGAAGAAGAAACCACUGAAGAUAUAGACACUACAACUGUAGGACUAACUGGUACAGAAGAAGAAACUACCGAAGAAGUUGACACUACCACUGAUGGAACAACCGGUACAGAAGAAGAUACCUCAACAACCAAAGAAGUAGAAACAACUAUUACUGAAGAGGUAACUUCAAGCACCGAAGGGGUAGACACUACCACUGAUGGAACUAGUGCGGAAGAAGAAACUUCUACCACCGAAGGAGUAGAUACUACAACUGGCGGAACCACUGGUAUAGAUGAAAAAACUACAACCACCGAAUUAGAAACAACUACAGGAAUUAAAGAUGUAACAGACACAUUCGAAUCGACAUCAACCACCGAAGAAGUGGCAACGUCUACCACUGACAGGUUAGAUACAACUUCAACCACAGAAGGCAUAGACACUACAACUGCAGGAAUAACUGAAACCGAAGAAGAAACAUCAACCACUGAUGGAGUAGAAACUACCCCUGCUGUGACAACUGAUGCAAAAGAAGAAACCUCAACAACCGAGAAAGCCGACUCAACUACUGCUACAGAUGAAGAAACUUCAACUACUGGAGAAACAGAAACAACUACUACAGAAGAGGAAUCUUCAACCGCCGAAGCAAUGGACACUACAACUGUUGAAACAACCGACGCUGAAGAAGAAUCUUCCACUACUGAAGGGGAAGUUACAACUACUCCUGGAACAACUGGUACAGAAGAAGAAACCUCAACCACAGAAGGAGCAGAUACUACCACCGCUAGAGAUGAAGAAACUUCUACCACCGAAAGUGUAGACACUUCUACACGUGAAAUAACUAGUGCAGAAGACGUUUCUACCACCCAAGGAGUAGACACUACCACUCCUAAAACAACUAUUGCUGAUUGGGAAACAUCAACCACCGAAGCAGUAGAUACAACCACUGGCACUAGUGGAAUAACUAGUACAGAAGAAGAGACCUCAACAACCGAAAUAGUGGACACAACGACUGGUAGAGAGGAAGAAACGACAGAGAAUUUGGAAACAACCACAGGUAUUAAAGAUGUAACAGGCACAUUAGAACCAACAUUAACCACUGGAGAAGUGGUAACAUCUACCACUGACAGUGUAGAUACAAGCACUGCUACUGAUGGAACAACUGGCUCAGAUGAGGAAACUUCAACCACUAGUGAAAUAGACACUACAACAAGUGGAACAACUACAAAUGAAGGAACAACUGGUACAGAAGAAGAAACUUCAACAACUGAAGGAGUAGACACUACCACUGGUGGAGCAGCAGGUUCAGGAGAAGAAACUUCAACAACAGAAGAAGUAGGCAGUACCACUGGUAGAACAACAGGUUCAGUAGAUGAAGACACUACCACAGGUGAAACAACGAGUGCGGAAGAAGAAACUUCAACAACAGAACAAGUAGACACUACUACUGGUGGAACAACUGGUUCAAAAGAAGAAACAACUGGUACAGUGGAAGAAACGACAGAAAAUUUGGAAACAACCACAGGUAUUAAAGAUGUAACAGGCACAUUAGAACCAACAACAACCACAGGAGAAGUGGUAACAUCUACAACUGACAGUGUAGAUACAAGCACUGCCACUGAUGGAACAACUGGCACAGAUAAGGAAACAUCAACCACGGGUGAAAUAGACACUACAACUAGUGGAACAACAAGUUCAGAUGAGGAAACAUCAACAACAACUGGCACUGAAGAAGAAACUUCAACAACAGAAGGAAUAGACACUGUUACAGAAGAAGAAACUUCAACAACAGACACUACCACUGGUGGAACAACAGGUUCAGAAGAAGAAACAUCAACAACAGAAGAUGUAGACACUACCACUACAGUAACAACUGGUAAAGAAGAAACAUCUACAACAGAAGAAAAGGACACUACCACUGCUGAAACAACAGGAUCAGAAGAAGAAACAUCUACAACAAAAGAUGUAGACACUACCACUGCGGGAACAACUGGCACAGAAGAAGAAACUUCAACAACAGCAGAAAUAGACACUACCACUGGUAGAACAACAGGUUCAGAAGGAGAUACAACAAUAGAAGAUGUAGACACUACCACUGGUGGAACAACUGGUACAGAAGAAGAAACUUCAACCACAGAAGAUGUAGACACUACCACUGAUGGAGCAACUGGUACAGAAGAAGAAACUUCAACAACAGAAGAAGUAGACACUACAACUGAUGGAACAACUGGUUCAGAAGAUGAAACUUCAACAACAGAAGUAGUGGACACUACCACUGGUGAAACAACAGGAUCAGAAGAAGAAACAUCAACAACAGAAGAAAUAGACACUACAACCGCUAAAACAACAGGAUCAGAAGAAGAAACUUCAACAACAGAAGAAGGAGACACUACCACUGCGGGAACAACUGGCACAGAAGAAGAAACUUCAACAACAGAAGAAGCGAACACUACCGCAGGUGGAACUACAGGUUCAGAAGGAGAUACAACAACAGAAGAUGUAGACGCUACCACUGGUGGAACCACAGGAUCAGAAGAAGAAAUAUCAACAACAGAAGAUGUAGACACUACCACUACGGGAACAACUGGUAAAGAAGAAACAUCAACAACAGAAGGAGUAGACACUACCACUGCUGAAACAACUGCUACAGAAGAAGAAACUUCAACAACUGAAAGAGUAGACUCUACCACUGGUGGAACAACGAGUGCAGAAGAAGAAACUUCAACAACAGAAGAAGUAGACACUACUACUGGAGGAACAACUGUUUCAAAAGAAGAAACAACUGGUAUAGAAGGAGAAACAACUGGUAAAGAAGAAGAAACCUCAACCACAGAAGGGGCAGACACUACCACCGCUAGAGAUAAGGAAACUUCUACCACCGAAGGGGUAGAUACUUCUACUGGUGAAACAACUAGUGCAGAAGACGUUUCUACUACCCAAGUAGUAGACACUACCACUUCUGAAACAACUAUUGCUAUUGAAGUAACAUCAACAACCGAAGUAGUAGAUACAACCACUGGCACUAGUGGAAUAACUGGUACAGAAGAAGAGACCUCAACAACCGAAAUAGUGGAUACAACGACUGAUAGAGAGGAAGGAACGACAGAGAAUUUGGAAACAACCACAGGUAUUAAAGAUGUAACAGGGACAUUAGAACCAACAUCAACCACAGGAGAAGUGGUAACAUCUACCACUGACAUUGUAGAUACAAGCACUGCUACUGAUGGAACAACUGGCACAGAUGAGUCAACCACGGGUGAAGUAGACACUACAACUAGUGGAACAACAAGUACAGAUGAGGGAACAUCAACAACAACUGGUACUGAAGAAGAAACUUCAACAACGGAAGAAGUAGACACUGCUACGGAAGAAGAAACUUCAACAACAGAUGGAGUAGACACUACAACUGGUGGAACAACAGGAUCAGAAGAGGAAACUUCAACAACAGAAGAAGUAGACACUACCAAUGGUGGAACAACAGGUCCAGAAGAAGAAACAUCAACAACAGAAGAUAUAGACACUACCACUGCAGGAUCAACUGGUAAAGAAGAAACAUCAGCGACAGAAGAAAUAGACACUACCACUGCAGAAACAACAGGAUCAGAAGAAGAAACAUCUACAACAGAAGAUCAUGACACUACUACUGCGGGAACAUCUGGUGCAGAAGAAGAAACUUCAACAACAGCAGAAGUAGACACUACUACUGGUGGAACAACAGGUUCAGAAGAAGAAACUCCAACAACAAAAGAAGUAGACACUACCACUACUGAAACAACAGGAUCAGAAGAAGAAACAUCUACAACAGAAGAUGAUGACACUACUACUGCGGGAACAACAGGCUCAGAAGAAGAAACUUCAACAACAGCAGAAGUAGACACUACCACCGGUGGAACAACUGGUUCAGAAGAAGAAACAACUGAUGCAGAAGAAGAAACCUCAACCACAGAUGAUAUAGACACUACCACUGAUAGAACUACUCGUACAGAAGAUGAAACACCAACAACAGAAGAAAUAGACACUACCACUGGUGGAACAACUGGUUCAGAAGAAGAAACAUCAACAACAGAAGAAAUAGACACUACUACUGGUGGAACAACUGGUUCAGAAGAAGAAACUUCAACAGCAGAAGAAGUUGACACUACCACUGGUGAAACAACUGCUAUAGAAGAAGAAACAUCAACAGCAGAAAAUGUAGAAACUACCACUGGUGGAACAACUGGUACAGAAGAAGAAACUUCAACAACAGAAGAAGGAGACACUACCACUGGUGGAACAACAGGAUCAGGAGAAGAAACAUCAACAACAGAAAAUACAGACAUUACCACUCCUGGAACAACUGGUUCAGAAGAAGAAACUUCAACAACAGAUGAUGUGGACACUACCACUGGUGUAACAACAGGAUCAGAAGAAGAAUCCUCAACAGCAGAAGCUGUAGACAAUACCACUAUGGGAACAACAGAGUUAGAAGAAGAAACAUCAACAAAAGAAGAUGUAGACACUACCACUGGUGGAACAACUGGUAUAGGAGAAGAAACUUCAACAACGGAAGAAAUAGAAACUACCACUGAUGGAACAACUGGUUCAGAAGAAGAGCCUUCAACAACAGAAGAAGUGGACACUACCACUGGUGGAACAACUGGUACAGAUGAAGAAACAUCAACAAUUGGUACAGUAGAGGAAAUUUCAACUACCGAUGGUAUAGACAGUACUACUUCUGAAACAACUAUUGCGGACGAAGAAACUUCCGAUGGAGUAGAUACAACCACUGGCACUAGUGUUACAACAGAAGAAGAUAUUUCAACAACAGAAAUAGUAGACACAACCUCUGAUGCAGUAGAAGAAACUUCAACUACUGUUACAGAUGAAGAAAUUUCGACCACGGAAGGAGUAGACGCAACCACUAGCACUAGUGAAACAACUGGUAUAGAUGAAAAAACAUCGACCACCGACUUUUCAACAACAGAAAAGUUGGAAACAACCACAGGUAUUAAAGAUGUAACAGGCACAUUAGAACCAACAUCAACCACUGUAGAAGUGGUAGCAUCUACCACUGACAGUAUAGAUACAAGCACUGUUACUGAUGGAACAACUAGUACAGAUGAAAAAACUUCAACCACCGAAGGAAUAGACACUACCAGUGAUACUGAAGGAACAAGCAUAGAGGAUGAAACUUCAACCACAGAAUUUUCAACAACAGAAAAAUUGGAAUCAACAACUGUUAUUAAAGACGUGACGGGCACAUUAGAACCGACAUCGACUACCGAGGAAGUGGUAACGUCAACCACGCACAGUGUAGAUACAAGCACUGAUUCUGGAGAAACAAGAUCAACCACCGAUGCUGUAGAGUUAUCGACAACUACUCUCGAAGAAACAUCUACUACUGAAGAAUUGGACACUUGUUGCGAAGAAGAAACUACAACAAAAGAAAUUGACAAAAGUUGUGAAGAAAGUGAGAGUUGUGAACAAGAAACCACUACAGAAAAGGUAGAUGCUACAACGAAAGACACUGACAAAAGCUGUGAAGAAAGUAAGAGUUGUGAAGAAGAAACCACAGAAGAGGUAGACGCGACAACGAAAGAAAGAGACACAAGUUGUGAAGAAAGUGAGAGUUGUGAAGAAGAAUCUACAACGGAAGAAGUAGAAACGACUACGAAAGAAACAACUUCAAGUUGUGAGGAAGAUGGAAGUUGCGAAGAAGAAACAACAACGGAGGAUGUAGAAACGACUACGAAAGAAACAACUUCAAGUUGUGAGGAAGAUGGAAGUUGCGAAGAAGAAAUCACUACAGAAGAUGUGGAAACGACAACUACAGUAACUACUACAAGUUGUGAAGAAGAUGGAAGUUGCGAAGAAGAAACCACUACAGAAGAUGUGGAAAUGACAACAACAGAAACAACUUCAAGUUGUGAAGAAGGUGGUAGUUGCGCAGAAGAAACCACUACAGAAGAUGUGGAAACGACAACGAAAGAGGAAACAAGUUGCGAGGGUACUGGAAAGUGCGAAGUAACAUCAACCAAUGACACAUCUAUUGCUCUACCUUGUAUGGUAAAUUCAACUAUAUCUAUUGGUAAUAAAACCGUAAUACAUGUGAGUCAUAACAAUACAUAUAAUGGACCAUAUGCUGAGGGAGAUUACUACCACCAACCGGUGCAUAAUUACUAUAACAUAGUUCCUAUACCAAUACCCGCAGAAAAUAUUACAACUAAACAUAACUCUAGUCUCCUAUAUGGAUUUUUCCCGCUUGCUGUACCAACAAACUCUUCCACAAUAUUCGAACUGGUUAAGGACUUUCUUGGUAAAUUAAGUUCAUAUAUUAGUGGUUAG